This is a messenger RNA of Paramuricea clavata, 1325 nucleotides long. The record is from the annotation of a GenBank genome assembly. Lineage: Eukaryota; Metazoa; Cnidaria; Anthozoa; Malacalcyonacea; Plexauridae.
AUGUCCUGGCCAUCUGGUACUUAUGGUUUUCCCAAGACAAGCACGUCAUGUCCUGAUAUGUGGAUACCCGGAUGGAGAAAGCAAAUCAUGGAAGAUGACUCGGGAACAGGUUCAACAUCUCUUUCCACUGAUCUACGUAUGCACAUGGAUGUAAGUUUAGUGGAUUAUGCCCUCACACGACAUUUUUGCACCAAAACCAUUGACAGUGGAGGAAGUCAGAAAGCCUGGCCGGGAGGUAGGUGUUUGGGACUAAAACGAAAUAUAACAGCUUACCGAACUUUUUCAUUUUAUGAAGAAAGACCUGCUUCACAGUUUUGAUACAUGUUUUCAUUUUAAAGUUUAUGACAGCCUGCCGGAACAUAUAGUCACUGACAUAUGCUCAGCAGGUUUAUCCAACAUUGAAUAGUAAAGAGCAAUGUUGCAUUUGGAAUGCUUAUAUAUGAAUCACAAGUUGUCUGAUUUCCAUAUAUAGAUUACAGGGAUAAAAAACACAGACAGACAUCAAAGUCCGAUGGUUUGUAUCUUGAAAGGUGAAAGAUGUGGUUAGGGUUAUAUUUCAACUUUAUUUCGUCAUGCUUCUUCACUGACGAACGAAAUAAGAUUUUUGUGUGAUGAUUUUAGACGUCCACAUCUUGUAUUUUGCAGGACGCAAUGUUUCCUUGACCAUGUCCAAUUUCAUAUCUCUGUAUGUGCACUAGCUAGAGUUUAAGCAAGUGAUUUUUAAAUUUUGGGGUUUAGUAACAAUGGCAACAUUGGGCAAUGUUUCUCGUCAGCCCGAAAAAGACAAAAAUACAUCUCGAUCUUUAGUGUUUCAUGCGAAGCAUUCUUCUCAGUUGACUUGUAAAGGAGAAGAAACAACUCCCCCUGAUGAAAGACCUUUGAUGUUUGAUGUUGAGGAGUCAGGCUGACUAGAACCCAUACCUAAGAUUGCUUUAAUUGUUUACUUAUUUUCAAAAGGAAUGUAUUGCAUCUACAAGAAGAACCAAUGUCCAUCCGGCAUGAAAGAUGGUUUCAUCAAAUGGGACGAUGAGGACACUCCCAAUAAAGAUGGCAAUGAUAAACAUGGUAUUUUACCUGAUGGUGAAUUUGGUACUACUGAUGGCAACGACCUUGCUACAAAAAUAUCAUAUUGUUGUAAUGAUCAAGGAGAUUGGAAACAGUCAAUAGAACUUCCUGUUAAUGAACCAUUCUACUUACUACCACACCAGUCUAAGAAUUGCCAACGUGUUAAAGGGGCUUUGAGUACACUCGAACACAUUACUUACGAUACUGAAGACUCUAAUAAUCAUGAUGCUCUGCAAGGAAGUCAUGCUUACAAAGAUGAC